GCUUGGACCAGAGAGAGAGAGAGGGAGAACAAGAGAGGACGAGUGAUAUCAUAGGUUGGCGUUCAGUAACCAAGCCUCCAACAAGCCACCACCACCACCACACCGCUUCCACCGCCCACCACCUCCACCACCACCACCGCCGCAGUGCAGAGAGAGGCGGCAGAGAAAGAGAAGGACAGACAGAGGUUGGCAUUCAGCAAGGCGGCAUACAACACCACCUCCCCACCGCCCGACACAACGUUUGAGUCGCCAAGGGGAAAACACUGAUCAGAACAGCGUGCCACUAGAGACAGAGGGAGAGAGAGAGGGGCAUGCAUAGGGCGGGGUACAGCAAGGCAACACAGAACACCUCAACCACCGCCACUAUAUGUCAACGCGCUGCUUCUCCUCAGCAGAGACAUGAAGGGGAGGUGGGUGAGUGUGGCAGCAGCGGCCGUGGCAGUGGUGGUCGUGGUACUGUUAGCGGACACUAGUGAAGGCAGCACCAUCAAGGCCAAGGUGGAAGGGCUACUCAACGCCGAGGAGAUCUACAAGCAGCUCAUACUCAUUGAAGUGCUGAUGGACAAGCUCGUCAACCAGACCAACUGCACGAAGGUCUUGGAGGGGAUGGACGAGGACGAGGAUGGAGGCGACGACGGAAAAGGACCAGACACGACAUCCGGCGAAGAGGAGGAGGCGGAGAAGACUGAUGAUAAAAUGAAGGAGGACGAUGAUGAUAAGUGUGACUACGCCAAGCUGAACGAGGAUCACACGAUGCUGCUGCCGCCCAACCCUGACUGCAAAGUGAAAGAGACGGGCAUCACGGACAAAGAGCGGGACUUGAUUCUGAGCCUCCACAACGAACUCCGAGCCCUGGUGGCGCAAGGGAACGAGAGCCGAGGUGACCCGGGACCCCAGCCGGAAGCCGCCAACAUGCACCAGCUAGUGUGGAACGACGAGCUGGCGAAAGUGGCGCAGGCGUGGGCGAGCCAGUGCCCCUCCGACCACGAUAUGGAGCGGAGCCGUCGGUUGUGCUCCAGAAAGUACAGGACUGGGCAGAACAUCAACUACUACUGGGGCACACUUGACCAGGGCCCGGACUGGCAGAAGGCAAUAGACAACUGGUACAAUGAAGUCGCGGACGUGGCCGCCGAGGUAGCAGGUAACUUCAUCCCCCACAAGACUAAGAAGAUCGGCCAUUACACACAGCUCGUCUGGGGCACCACAAAGGAAAUCGGGUGCGGCAUUGUGUACUACGAGACGGAGCGCCACGGCAUCCACUACACACACAGCAUCACCUACGUCUGCAACUACGGCCCCGCUGGCAACAUACUGAAACGACCCUUCUACAAGCACGGCCCGCCCGCCUCCAACUGUCCCGGGGAAGUGUCGGAGGAGUACCCUGACCUGUGCCUCUAAGUAACUCUAGUCCAGUGUUCUUCAGAGUGUGUUCUGACCGCUGCCGAGUGUUCUUUUAGUUGAGUAUUUUUCUCACGACCUAUUUUACCCACCAAAGCCUCAAGGGACAAAGCGACGGAGAUGAGCACUCAGUAGGCUACCCGCUGCUAUAUCCAGUGUAAAAAAUGUCUCACUUGGCCCUGCGUGAAAGGUAUCCAACGAGUAUGCCACGGAAUAGUAAACAAUACGAGCAAAUAUUCCGUAAUUAAAGACGAUUCAUGUAAUAUGUGAUCACAUUAAUAGUUACGGUAUCUGAAAAUAAAAAUAUCAUGCCAC
Eriocheir sinensis (Chinese mitten crab) is the source of this 1713-nucleotide messenger RNA. Its product is annotated as venom allergen 5-like. The record is from RefSeq and is a predicted model, not a curated record. Lineage: Eukaryota; Metazoa; Arthropoda; Malacostraca; Decapoda; Varunidae. Bases 400 to 1398 code for a protein of 332 amino acids. The transcript is spliced from 7 exons. Gene Ontology annotation, cellular component: extracellular region.